AUGCUGUGGCCAAAAAUAGUUUCCUUCGCGCUGGUCAGCCUGUGCCUGGCAAGAGUCCACCAGGCCGCGAACCAGGACUCCUCUGCGAGCUGCCCCACGGGCUUCAGCCGAGUGGCCGACAAGUGUCUGUUGGUGGGAGCUGGCUGGAAGAAUUGGUUCGAGGGCGACCGCUACUGCCGCACCCUCAACGCCAGCCUCCUCAGUAUUCGGAACCAAACGGAGUUCAACCUAAUCAACAGCUACCUGCCGGAAUUCGCCGCCUACGAGCUGGAGCUCUGGACAUCUGGAAAUAGUCUGGGGGACUCUCAGGCGAACUACUUCUGGCAGAGCACAGGCAAGGAGGCCACCUACCUUCCCUGGGCCACGGGAGAGCCCAAAAGGGCCAGCGGUGACUGCCUCAGUCUGACCGCCAACUACACCAUGGAAGCGGGGGGGGAGGUGGUGCUGGGCGAGCACCGCCUGACCGUCAGGAACUGCACUCUCUGGGGUACCGUCAUCUGUGAGACGCAGUUGACGCGGUACAGAACAGAGCUAUGCCUCAAUCCGAAUGCUUUUUAUGAGGCCCAAAUACCCGUUUAGAGUAAAAUAUAGAAAUUCGCUGGAAGGCGAGCUAAAAAUAUG
This is a messenger RNA of Drosophila persimilis, 621 nucleotides long. RefSeq names its product lithostathine-1. The record is from RefSeq and is a predicted model, not a curated record. Lineage: Eukaryota; Metazoa; Arthropoda; Insecta; Diptera; Drosophilidae. Bases 1 to 579 code for a protein of 192 amino acids. The transcript has a single exon.